Sporothrix schenckii 1099-18 is the source of this 285-nucleotide messenger RNA. RefSeq lists its product as uncharacterized. NCBI's taxonomy places the organism in Eukaryota, Fungi, Ascomycota, Sordariomycetes, Ophiostomatales, Ophiostomataceae. Bases 1 to 285 code for a protein of 94 amino acids. The record is from RefSeq and is a predicted model, not a curated record. The transcript has a single exon.
AUGGCCGGCCUCCAGUUUGCGACAUUCAACUCGCUCGUCGAGAUGCCGUUCUACUCGGCCCUAUUUGCCUCCAAGCUCGACCAUGACAAGCUUGACGACUCUGCGCGCGCCGUUUUGGGCCUGUACGAGCCGCGCGGCGAGAAAGACCCGAGCAUCAGCUCUCAGAUGCAGAUUCAAGGCGGGGCCUUGACAAAUAACCAGUACGUACGGCCGCGUGGCCACGGUCGACAAGUCGUCAAGAUACAGCGCUACGGGUUUGAAGGCAAGCGGCUAACCAGGAUGUAG